UGUCCUCCGGACACAAUACUGGGAAGGGCAACACUGUUUUCAGUGCAUUCAUUUCUGUUUUGUUUUGUGAACACCCCCCCCCCCAACCCAUGUGACGACAUGAGGGUAGCGUCGUCCUGAUGCGGGGGGGUUCCAUCAUGGCGUCGAUGCAGAAAAGGCUACAAAAGGAACUAAUGGCUUUGCAAAAUGAUCCGCCCCCUGGAAUGACGCUCAAUGAGAAAAGUGUCCAGAACACCAUCACACAGUGGAUUGUAGAUAUGGAAGGAGCCACGGGCACGCUCUACGAAGGAGAGAAAUUUCAGCUGCUUUUCAAAUUCAGUAGUCGGUAUCCUUUCGAUUCACCUCAGGUAAUGUUCACGGGAGAGAAUAUACCUGUACAUCCUCACGUUUAUAGCAACGGUCACAUCUGUCUAUCCAUACUAACAGAAGACUGGUCGCCAGCCCUCUCAGUGCAAUCAGUCUGUCUCAGCAUUAUCAGCAUGUUGUCCAGCUGCAAAGAAAAGAGACGGCCACCCGAUAACUCCUUUUACGUAAGAACAUGUAACAAAAACCCAAAGAAAACAAAAUGGUGGUAUCACGAUGAUACGUGCUAAUAAACGUUGUAAUAGUUCCAGAAGAAAGAAGGCCUACUGAACCGCAUAAAGCACUUUUGAAUCAUACGACAGUCACUGAACUCUGACCUUUUUUGACUGGAACAAUGGACACCAUGAUGCGCUGGAGACUGUUUGAACUGCAUUUCCCAGAGGGCAGUUGGGUGCAUGUUUUUAGCCGGUUGUAAUAUACAAAUAAAAUAAAUAAAUAAAUUAAGAAUCGUUACGUGUACCAACAAUGGAUUGUUUUUGCAGAAAGAAAAGGUCACUAUGCAGCCAGCGAGAAAAAUGGUUUUGUAGUGAGAUUAUUAUUGUUAUCGUUUUAAGAUGAUUCUUGUUUCCUUUUGUUUGGGUACAUUUAAAAGGUUGUCACACAACGGUGGUUGGGCCCUAACGACGGUGGUUGGGCCCUAACGACGGUGGUUGGGCCCUAACAAAGAUAUCUGGAAGGGAUUUCAGCAUCCUAACCCCCAGAAAAUACUUCAGCUUUUUUUUUUUUUUGGUCUGAUAUUCAAUGCACUGUGACGAUAUAUGUAGAGCUACAACAGCUCAAUUUUAUUAUUCCAAAGGCUCAACUUCUACUGUAAAACCACAAACAACACCACUUCUCUGUAACUGAUAGAAGGGGGUUUUCAAGUUGUUUUACAUUUCACUGUUUAAUCAAGAGUAGUUCUCUUCCUCUCCGCCUUCCAGUUGUCUGGUCUAUUUUGACUAUAGCAGCGUUUCCCAAACUCGGUCCUGGGGCCCCCCAGUUGUCUGGUCUAUUUUGACUAUAGCAGCGUUUCCCAAACUCGGUCCUGGGACCCCCCAGUUGUCUGGUCUAUUUUGACUAUAGCAGCGUUUCCCAAACUCGGUCCUGGGGCCCCCCAGUUGUCUGGUCUAUUUUGACUAUAGCAGCGUUUCCCAAACUCGGUCCUGGGGCCCCCCAGUUGUCUGGUCUAUUUUGACUAUAGCAGCGUUUCCCAAACUCGGUCCUGGGGCCCCCCAGUUGUCUGGUCUAUUUUGACUAUAGCAGCGUUUCCCAAACUCGGUCCUGGGGCCCCCCAGUUGUCUGGUCUAUUUUGACUAUAGCAGCGUUUCCCAAACUCGGUCCUGGGGCCCCCCAGUGCACGUUUAGAUAUUUUUGCACUGACACUUCCACAGAUGAUGCUUGGAUCAUUUGAACCCGCUGUGUAGUGUUGGGGGCAAACGCCCAAAAUGUUGGGGUCCUGAGGACCGAGUUUGGGAAACGCUGGACUAGAGUAUUGGUACUGACCAGGUUGAUGAUGGUUGGAUCAUUUGAACCCGCUGUGUAGUGUUAGGGGCAAACGCCCAAAAUGUUGGGGUCCUGAGGACCGAGUUUGGGAAACGCUGGACUAGAGUAUUGGUACUGACCAGGUUGAUGAUGGUUGGAUCAUUUGAACCCGCUGUGUAGUGUUGGGGGCAAACGCCCAAAAUGUUGGGGUCCUGAGGACCGAGUUUGGGAAACGCUGGACUAGAGUAUUGGUACUGACCAGGUUGAUGAUGGUUAUAACUCUUUAGGCUGCGUUUACACAGGCAAACCAAUUCUGAUUUAUUUUAUUUUUUUUGCCACUAAUUGGUCUUUUGACCAAUCGGAUCGGAUAUUUUGCCCAUAAUUGGACUGCCUGUGUAAACGCAGCCUUUAUGGACCUCUUCACAAUAAUAUGGUCUGAAGUCAUGUACUGGUGUUCGCAGGUCCAUUCUGUGAACGAAUGUCUGUGUUGUCGUCCAUUUUUAUUUGUUUGAUUUAGUAUUUGUCUUGAUGAGAUUUAGUUGCUUUUAUCAACAACAACAAAAAUAUAUUUUACCAUGUUUUGUCUUGUUUUUUUGUUUUGUUUUUCAGCUAGCUGACACUUUUUUUUUAAAGGGGAAGGAUGAUUUAUUUAUCUAAUGUCUUGUUUAAUUUAAAAUCUAGUGGUAGUAACAGUGAAAUGAAUUUGACUGUUAAGACGAGGCUGGAUUGAUUCCCUGGUCACAGAUUGACUCUGGUGUUUUUUUUUGUCAAUACGAGAAGACGAGCAGAAAAAAAUCCUGUGAGAUAUUUUGAAAUGAACUAUAUUUUCACCAAAAGGGACUUGUUAUGUUGUGAUCCAUAACAUGUCUGAAACGAUUGUUACUGUUGUUGUUGUUACUAUAUACAUAUAUACAUACACACACUUUCUUUAGAAAUCGUGGAGAUGAAUGAGAUGACGUAAGGAAUGGAUGAAUUUUCCUCAUGUUGUAGCUGUGUGACUAUUUAAUAGGAGCGUUUUUAUUAUUUUCCCCUUGCGUGUUUCUGCUAACUAGUACGCCGCCGUCGGUUAGAUUCCAGUCAAUUCAGAAAGUAAACCAAAAUUUGAAGAAGGAAAAAAAAAAAAAAAUCCUCAUUGAACAGCAUUGAGUGGAAUUGAAAUUAGAAUGAGUCAUUUCGGUGUUCUUCCUGAAUUGAACCCUUAUCCCCUGGAUGUAGUUUCUCA
Oncorhynchus gorbuscha (pink salmon) is the source of this 3046-nucleotide messenger RNA. RefSeq names its product probable ubiquitin-conjugating enzyme E2 W-B. The transcript is spliced from 6 exons. The record is from RefSeq and is a predicted model, not a curated record. NCBI's taxonomy places the organism in Eukaryota, Metazoa, Chordata, Actinopteri, Salmoniformes, Salmonidae. Bases 120 to 593 code for a protein of 157 amino acids.